AUGUCCGGUGAAACAAUGGAUCUGGUUCUCGCGGAUGAACAUGUAAGGUACAAAAAUGCAUGCUGGAAUCAAGAAGAAGGAUAUAGGCCGCUUAUCAAAGCUUCUGGUCGUUGGGAAUGGAAAGUGUUGGAGAACUUUCAGGUAUCUCCUGCAACUGGGCUAUUUCGACCAACUCCAAGCAACUGGAAGAUUGGGUUGUCCAUGAACACAAUCGUUACCAAAUGCACCAUCAAAGAAGAAGACAUGUUCCUUUCUUUGGUACCUAUCCAGACGAUCCUAGAUGGUGAUUUGAAUCACAAUUUCUUGAUUGAUGUCAUUGGACAGGUUCUUGAUGUGAGUGAGAUCAAAACUGUCCCCUGUGAUCUGCAAGUCACUAAUGCUUACGAUGCAUAUAAGCUUAUCAUCAACCCUAUUUGCGAAGAAGCAGAUGCUUUCAGGAUUGGCUUGCCAGAUGACGGUGCGAUUGUUGUCAUCCAAGAGGAUGAUGAAGAGGCUGAGAAGCAAAGGAUAAAGGAGCAGGAAGAUGCGUGGACUGGCGUUGGAAAUGAAAUCUGUGUAUGA
Microthlaspi erraticum is the source of this 561-nucleotide messenger RNA. The record is from the annotation of a GenBank genome assembly. Lineage: Eukaryota; Viridiplantae; Streptophyta; Magnoliopsida; Brassicales; Brassicaceae.